AUGUCUAUGCGAAGACAAGGAUCUUCUAGACCUGCAGACCCAAACAGUCAAGGAAACGUUAUCGUUGCAUGCCGUUUUCGACCCCUCAACGAAAAAGAAAAAGAAUUUAGUAUGGACUCUGUUGCAGAAUUUCUCCCAGAUGGCAAAACAGUCGUUAUCAACCAGAAAUACGAGAACUUCGGGACCUUGAAAUUUUCAUUUGACUAUGUAUUUCCUCCAGACACCGAACAGUCUACAGUCUACGACUGUUCAGGUAUAAAAAUCGUAGAAUCAGUUAUGCAAGGCUUCAAUGGGACCAUCUUUGCAUAUGGGCAAACUUCUUCAGGCAAAACUUAUACUAUGAACGGCCCAGAUGUUGAUAAUAUUCAACUGAUGGGGAUCAUCCCACGUAUGAUUUAUACGGUUUUCAAUAAGAUUGAAAAUAGUGAAGAACAUAUUGAGUUUUCAGUAAAGGUAGGAUAUUGCGAAAUUUAUUUAUUCCCUCCUCCUGAGUUUAUGAGAAAUUAGCUCCUUCAGUGAGCGAGAAAAGAAUAUUAUUAUAAAAAUAUUUUGUUUAUAAAUAAUAAUUACUAUAAUGAAACCUUCAAUUAUUCUAUUAAAUUUUAAACAACUUUAUUUUUAUAAGUAAAAAUAUAAUUUAAGCUUGAAUUUUGAAAAAAAAAAUCAAUACAAAAUUAUAAAAAUUAAAAAACAAAUUCCCAGUGAGCCAAAAAUUUUACUCCCUCAUGCAGGCGGGGAGUUAGAAAGAAUAAAAGACUUAUUAGACCCUUCUAAAGAUAACUUGAAAAUCCAUGAAGAUAAAGCAAGAGGAGUUUACAUCUCAGGACUCAGUACUCAUUAUGUGUCAAAUAACGUGGAAGUUUUAGAUCUAAUGAAAAUUGGGCUCAAAAAUAGAGAAGUUGGCCAUACCAAUAUGAAUUCCGAGUCAAGUAGGUCGCACUCGAUAUUUAUUAUGACGAUACAGCAGACGAAUACGCUAGACUUGUCAAGUAAAACUGGGAAAAUGUAUAUUGUUGAUUUGGCUGGGAGUGAAAAAGUGUCAAAAACUGGGGCAGAAGGAAAAAGACUUAGUGAAGCUAAAAAUAUCAAUAAGUCGCUGACUACAUUAGGAAUGGUUAUUACCUCAUUAAUUGAAGGAAACUCUCAUAUUCCUUAUAGAGAUUCGAAGUUAACAAGAGUUCUGCAAGAUUCUUUAACCCUCUCCCAUUUAAUUAUGAAUGAAACCGCGAUUUUUCCGAAUUUUUUCUCACAUUUAAUAAUGAACAAAUUUAGCAUUCAAAUUUAAAAUUGAUUUUAAUUGCAAUUACAAAUGGCUUAUAAUAUAUUCAAACACUUCUAAAUAAUAUAUCAUUUUGUUUUCCCAUUCUUUUAAAAUCCCAAUAAGUCCGGAAUAUUUUUUCAAAUAUGUUUUGGGGAAAAUAAAUUAUUUAAACUUUGGCAAUCCAUGUCUCGGCGUUAUACUUGUUAACAAUUUUCAACGCUUUUGAUAAAAUAUUUUAUAUUAUACUUUAAUUAUUUUGCGAUUUAUCUACUCAUAAUCCUUUAAUUGAUAUAGCCUGAAGCAUUAAAAAAAAAAUAACAAAAUUUUCAUAUAGUUUUUUACUUUUAUAGAGAGCAAAAAAUGUUUAUUAUUAAAUGGCUGUAGAGCUAGGAGGAAACUCAAAAACUUCCCUAAUUAUCACCUGCUCUCCAUCCCCUUACAACGAAUCUGAAACAGUCAGCACUCUCAGGUUCGGAAUCAUGGCAAAAAGUAUCAAAAACAAGCCAAAAAUUAACAGAGAAUACACAGUGUCUGAGCUUAAGCUAAUGCUCCAAAAAGCCCAGCAGGAAAUCGAAAAAAAAGACAAAAGAAUUGAGCAGCUCGAAAAAAUUAUAAGCCAGCAAGGGAUUUCUCUGCCAAGCGACACUCUUGAUAUCACCAAAACAACCAAUGAAUCUGACUCAGAAGAAGACGAAAUCAAAGACAAAGAAGACAGUAAAGGCGGAGAAUAUAUGGAAGUCAUUCAUGAGCUUGAAGAAACCAGAACAAAACUAUCAAAAGAAUUGGAAAAUAAUUUUAAACUAAAAAGCAGUGUAGAUGAGCUUACCAAGGCUUAUGAAAUUUUUGUCGAAAACGUAGAGGAAAUGUAUAGAGAAAUCCAUAAAGAAGCACAUGUAAAAAAUCCAUCAGAAAUAUUGGAAAAUCUGCAAGCCGCAAAAAGAACUUUGGAGCAGCAAGCAGCUAUGAGAGAAAAAAUGAAAUUUGAUUUAGAAAUUAAGUUUGACUCGAAUUGGCAGAAGUUAAAUCAGAUUGAAGGGUAUGAAAAUGAGCUUGAGACGUUUGGAGAGUGCAAGAGGCAGAUUGAUGUACUUGAAAGACAAUACAGGAAUUUCUUAGAUAGAUGCUCAUUAAUCAACGAAAACAAAAAAGAUGAGAAAAACUUUAACCAAAACUUUAUGUUUAAAUGAAGAAGGAAAUCAAGAAAUAAAGAAUAUGAAAAAAUAGUAGAGGAUGAGGAAGAAAAAGUGACUGAUGACUUAGAGCCAAGUAGUCCACCGCCAGAGAUUUUUGAGCCGAAACAAAGUGGAGUUAUUAAGAAAACUAUUAAGGGUGGGACUGGCUUCUUUACAAGGAUUCCACAGCUGAAGGAUUCAUCUUUUUUCUCAACAUAGAUUAGAUUAAGUGAAAUCGUUUAGAGUCUCUGGGCUGCAUCGUUUCAUAUAGCAAUCCACAUAGGCGGAUAAGACUAUAGCAAGUCAAUCAUAGGAUUGCUUUAGGGUAGUCACAAGCAAGAUGUCUGAUAAGCUCUUUGAUUCUCAGUAGACAUAAAGCCCUGUUUGCCUAUAGGAUUUUUCUGAGCUUCUCCAUUUGUUACCAAACGCCACUCUAAGCCAAACCUGGCGAGCCAGCUAGAUCACUCCAUUUUAACAUUUUUUAGCUGACCAUGAGACCUCUUUUCCUAGCUUUCCUUCUCUUUUUCCAUUGCAUUAUUUAAAAGAAAAUUUUAACAUCUUGCGGCAAUCUCGACAAGCUCACCAAGCAAUUCUGGAGCUCUCUAGUCAGGCCAUUAAUCAGCUGGAAUAGUGUUGGGUCUUUGGCUUAAACGUUUAACCCCUCUUAGAUAGCUCCACACCUUAUUAACUUAUUAACCAUCACGUUUAACGUCUCCUACGGGGUUGCUCUUCCAGGACUACCACCACGCUCUCGUCGCUCGGGGCCCACUAGUUGCUGGGACAGCUAGCUUUGAUCUCCAACGCGCGCCUCCUGCGCAAUGUUCCGGCUUCGACGGCUCAUGAUUGAGCUACUUUCUCUGUAACGAGGGUUGUCUGCUGGGAAAUUCCAAAAAUGGAAUUUCUGGCCGACUCUCGGCAAAAGAGGAAAACUUGUAGCCCGGGGCGAAACUCCCGGUUUCUCGCUAGAGAUUUGCCCGAAUGGCCUAGGGAUUACCUGUAGGCGCUGCUGGGCUUCUCCUUUCCAACUCCAAGCCUCCUCUUUCCCUCGAGGUAAAAUCCUAACCCGAGAACGGACUGGGAUCAGGCUCUGUACACUGCCAGAAUUGCUUACCUGAUAUAUUGCCGUCCAUCUCUAGCUAGGCAAAACCUUGCCGGAUAUAAUUAAUAGGGCUCGAAACUGUCUGGCCGAGAGGCCAGACCCAAGUUUGAGACGCCAUAUUUAAUUAUGGAUAGCUCCACACCAAAAAAAUUUACAUUCAGAUAUACACAAACCACCCUCCAUUGUGAGGACAUGCUGCUAAACUAUUUAUAUAUUUUUUCAAACAUACUUAUGAAUAUUCAUACCAAAAAAUUUAAUACAAAUCGCUAA
This is a messenger RNA of Blepharisma stoltei, 3802 nucleotides long. Lineage: Eukaryota; Ciliophora; Heterotrichea; Heterotrichida; Blepharismidae. The record is from the annotation of a GenBank genome assembly.